Messenger RNA from Hibiscus syriacus, 660 nucleotides. RefSeq lists its product as uncharacterized. Lineage: Eukaryota; Viridiplantae; Streptophyta; Magnoliopsida; Malvales; Malvaceae. Bases 76 to 519 code for a protein of 147 amino acids. Gene Ontology annotation, molecular function: zinc ion binding; protein-folding chaperone binding. Gene Ontology annotation, biological process: protein import into mitochondrial matrix; protein folding; protein stabilization. Gene Ontology annotation, cellular component: mitochondrion. The record is from RefSeq and is a predicted model, not a curated record. The transcript is spliced from 4 exons.
CUAGACGCCUUUGUCGGCCAAAAUAUUCAUCCAUAGUCACUGCAACUGCAGCAGCAGCUACACAAAUACAAAACAAUGGCUUCAGCAACGAGCGGUAUCUGCUUCUGCUCCACUCUUUCCUUCCCAAAACUCACCUCUCACUCUUACAAUUACAAACCCAUCACUUCCCUUUCAUUUUACAACCCCUUCAAACCAAUUCCCAGCCUGAAACUUUCACAUCCCUCGCUGGUGCUACCCAAACGAGCAGUUCGGGUUUUGGCUUCUGAUUCUACAACAGACCCAAAUGAAAAUACAGCUAAUUCAAACUCUGGUUCAACAAUUGACAUAAAAUUGCCAAGAAGAAGUUUAUCAGUCCAGUUCACUUGUGGGGAAUGUGGCGAAAGAACAGAGAGGCUAAUAAACCGUUUGGCCUAUGAACGCGGGCUUGUGUAUGUACAGUGUGCAGGGUGUCUCCAAUACCACAAAUUAGCUGACAAUCUUGGCCUUGUUGUCGAGUAUGACUUAAGGGUUGAAAUGUGAAGACAGAUCAACUUAACCGUUGACAUAUAUAUAUCGAUUCCUGUUGACAGUUAUGAUUCCAAUUAUGCUUCAUUCUCAUCAAUCAUGUAAGAAUAGGAUGGAUAAGCAAUAAAACGCUGCCAAUAUUUUUGUUAUUCAGCU